CUGCUUAUAUACCGAAAAUAUGGAUCCAAGAAUUUGGUGGACCUUCUGUCGAAGUUGGGAUUGAGUGCCUCUUAUUACGAGGCUCAGCGGCUAGAGCUCUCCACCAUCCACCAUACGGAAGAGCCUAUUCCAAUUGGAACUUUUAUUCAGUUCGUCUUUGACAAUGCUGACUUCAAUGUAUCCACUCUCGAUGGCCGGAAUACCUUCCACAGCAUGGGAGGUAUCAAAUGUAUUACACCGGCCAACACUCUUCAUGCAUCCACAAAUGUCAAAAGGUUGAAUUCUGCUCCUCCCCAGGAAGAAGUGGGCCAGCUGGGAGUUCUGGAGGUGCAUACAUUAGAGGGUAGGGGAACCAACGCAUUACAGCAAAUGAUCAUAGAAGACUUGAGCUUUCUGAAGCCCAUCCCUUCUGACAUAUUCACACCCACUAUUCAAGAUCUCUUGUGGAUGAGUGGUAAGUGGCUCCAGGAGGUGGAACCUACUUUGGAGGUGCCUAACAUUCCAGAAUGGAAAGGUUUUAUGCAUUUGACAAGUAAAUUAAUUAACAAAGAAACAACUUCGGUAACUUUUCUUCCAUUUAUCAAUUCUCCACCAAAUGAGUACAGCACUAUACGCACAGCCUUACAGUAUGCUUUAAAAAAGAGUCAGGAGGUAGGAGUCACCGUUUGUUUCGUAACUUUCGACCAGCCUUUGUAUUUAAAGGCCAGGGAAAUCAGCUUUGGGAGCAUUAUGGUGAGACUUGGUGGGUUUCACUUACUGAUGUCCUUUUUGGGUUGCAUUGGCCACACAAUGGCUGGAUCAGGACUGAAAGAUGUAUUAUGCCAAAUUUUUGCUCCUAAUUCAGUUGACAAGAUGUUAACAGGACAUGCCUACAGCCGAGCCGUUCGAGGACAUUUGCUUGUUCAGCUUGUUUUAGCUCAUAUUAUUCUGGAUGGAGCCAAUGUAUCAGAAGAAGAGAAGAAGGACAUCUCGACUAUGUUGAUUAACAUGGAAGAAUUUACUCCAGAUAAAGUUAAAGAGAAUGCUUCCUUGAUGUCAACUUUGAAAAAAUUUCAGUACCAUCUCGAGACCCUUAAAGAGAAUGGGCCUACCGCUGCUUUGUGGGUGCAGUAUUUCAAUAUGGUUACACUCAUGAAGAAGUACAUUAAUUUUGAGCGUUGUGGUGAUUGGGACGGCCACUUGGCGUGUGUACAACAGAUAAUCCCAUUCUUCCAUGCAAGUGGACACUUCCAAUACGCGAAAUGUGCCCAUAUCUACGUGCAAGACAUGAUGCAACUGAAGAACAGCCAUCCCCAAACGUACAAGGAAUUUGCAGAAAAAGGCUUCUUCACCAUUAAUCGCACAGGCACACCUUGGGCAGGAGUUUGGUCGGAUAUGGUAAUAGAGCAAACUCUCAUGCGCUCCAUGAAAAGUUCAGGUGGCCUGACGCGAGGAAGAGGAAUUACUGAUUCUGUAUUGGCCAAAUGGGUUUGCGGAUCACCGGGAUGCACCGCCAUCUGCACUUCAUUGGAGGAGUUCGCCGAAGUGGUUUUUGCUAGUGGAGAACAGCAUGUUGAUUUCCGGCAGUCACGGCAACAGAGAGAUUCACGAGAUCGAGCUAAGAUUCGGGAAUGGUUUAGUGAACAUCCCCCAUUUCCAAAGUUGAAUUCGCUAAUAUCUCUCUCAACGGGCGUCCUGGGAAAUUCCAAAGUAAACUGCCACCAAGCCCUAGAUAUUGGCACCAAAACGAUGCAAAAUUUCAUUGGCAGAAGAUUCAGUGACAUGAAGCAGUCUAAGAAGAAUGUGGUUUUGUCACUAGCCAGUAUGAGUAGUAGCAUUAAAAUCAAUGGUGAGACAGUUACUGUUAACCCUUUAACUAUUUUCCAAAGAACUGUCAUAGCAAAAAAGAAUGACGAAGAUGUUGCAGACCUUUUGACUUAUGAAUUAACCCCAUUCCCCAUGUCUCUGUUCCACGAGGGUGUGAUGCGAAAAGGGAAGAAGUCAUCCCUCUACGAUGUUUUGCCAGUAGAGAAUAACGCAGCUCUCGAUCUCAACCAAACCACCAAUGUGGUAGAUGGUGGUUUCCUACUACACCGUAUGAAAUGGAAACCGUCCUCCAGCGUUUCUUCGAUUUGCCAUCAGUACAUUACCUACGUACAGAAACAUUACAAUACAAAUUGUAUGGUGGUUUUUGAUGGUUACAGUGAUGUCAACAGCACAAAACGAGCAGAGCAGAAGCGACGAGGUUUGACUAGAACGUCGGUUGACAUUAACUGUAACGAAAAUACGAUCAUCACUGUUCAACAGGAGCAUUUCCUUGCCAAUGAAAACAAUAAAACUAGGCUGAUUCAGUUCCUCACCGAGAAAAUGACAGCAGCAGGGAUUGAAACAACUGUUGCAACAGGAGAUGCUGAUGGUACUAUUGUCAGCUGCGGGUUGGAUAAGGCUGCCGUUCAUCCAACUGUUGUAAUAGUUGGGGAGGAUGUCGACUUGAUAGUCCUCCUCAUGGGAUUGGCUCCACCAAAUAUCAACGUGUUCUUUAUGAAACCAGGACGUGGAAAGGUGGAGACCAAAUUGUUUUCAGUGCGACAACUUCAACAGCUUGAAUUUGCCAAGUCAAUUCUCCUUCUCCACAGCUUCUCUGGAUGCGACACCACCUCCGCAAUCCAUGGAAAGAGCAAAGUGGGAAUUGCUAAGCUGUUCACGGCUAAACCAGAUCUGACCCAAAACAUCUCAGACAUUUUCAGUGGGCUUUCAACAUCACCUGAAAGUAUUGAACAGGCUGGCGAGAAACUGUUUCUGGCAAUUUACCAAGCGCCUGUCCAGGAACAAAAUCUCAAUAAAUACCGAUACUCAGCUUUUUUGAGAGCAUCGAUGAAGCCGAAAUCAGAUCUGGCCACUCUUCCUCCUACCAGAGGAGCUUCGAAGCAGCACUCAUUGAGAGCGUACUUACAGAUACAACAAUGGCUCGGCAACCCCCUACCACCCACUCAAUGGGGCUGGGCCAGAGGGGACGAUGGCAUCCUAAAGCCGGUGACAACCAAUGAUCCAGUGGCACCUGAGUCCAUUCUCAACACCAUAUUUUGCCGGUGCACGACUGGGUGUGGGGUGCGAUGCGGCUGCCGGAAAGCAGGAAUUGCCUGCUCCAGGGUCUGCGGCGUAUGCUCCGGCUCAUGCACUAACGGAGCCCCCAUCGAAAACACCGUCGACGAUGAUGUUGAUGAUGAUAUUUUAUAUUUAGAAGAUAAUUAG
Parnassius mnemosyne (clouded apollo) is the source of this 3231-nucleotide messenger RNA. The record is from the annotation of a GenBank genome assembly. NCBI's taxonomy places the organism in Eukaryota, Metazoa, Arthropoda, Insecta, Lepidoptera, Papilionidae.